AUGCCAAAAGUAUAUAAGCCAGAUCCGCGCGGCAAGCGUUAUCAAAAACCUAACAAAUCUGAUUUAGCUAAUGCUGUUGCUGCUGUCAAACUCAAGAAGAUGUCCUACAGAGAAGCUGAGUCAGUUUACGGUAUAAAUUAUUCUGUUAUUUACAGACAUGUUAAAAACCCGGAGAUCAAAACACAAGGAGGCCAAACAUCACUUUCUAAAGAAGAAGAGAAUUUAAUUGUAUCAGGUAUUUUGUUUUGCGCUAAAUGGGGUUAUCCGAUUGGCAGAUUCGAUUUAAGAUUAUUAGUUAAUGGAUAUCUUGAACGCCGGGGAAAAAAGGUUAAAAAGUUUAAAAAUGGUACUAUGCCUGGUCGAGAUUGGGCAGAUAGUUUUCUCACCAGACAUAAAAAUAUUUUAGCCGUUAGAAUGUGUCAGAAUAUAAAACGUUCUCGGGCAGGUGUUACUAGAAGUAAAAUCAAUUCAUAUUUUGAUAACCUUACAAAUUCACUUGAUGGUGUAUCACCAUCUAACAUAUUGAAUUACGAUGAAACAAACUUAACAGAUGACCCCGAUCGUCGAAAAAUUAUAACUAAACGUGGUACAAAAUAUCCAGAAAGGGUAAUGAAUAAUAGUAAAACAUCAAAUUCUGUCAUGUUUGCUGGUACGGCAGAUGGUAUAUUGUUCCCACCUUUUACUGUUUAUAAGGCAAAAACAAUAUCUGACAGUUGGCGCUUAGGUGGUCCAAAAGGAUCAAGAUAUGCAUCAAGCCAAUUUGGAUGGUUUGACAGUUACUCAUUUGAUGACUGGAUUAAAAUUAUUUCUAUACCAUACUUGAAAAAUUUACCUGGGAGAAAGAUAUUAAUAGGUGACAAUUUAUCCAGUCACAUUUCAAUGGAAUCAAUUAAAGCUUUUAAAGAACAUAAUAUUUCAUUUGCUUUUUACCUGUAA
Macrosiphum euphorbiae (potato aphid) is the source of this 936-nucleotide messenger RNA. Lineage: Eukaryota; Metazoa; Arthropoda; Insecta; Hemiptera; Aphididae. The record is from the annotation of a GenBank genome assembly.